Messenger RNA from Austrofundulus limnaeus, 921 nucleotides. RefSeq names its product FKBP prolyl isomerase 2 (gene fkbp2). Gene Ontology annotation, biological process: protein peptidyl-prolyl isomerization. Gene Ontology annotation, molecular function: peptidyl-prolyl cis-trans isomerase activity. The coding region runs from base 113 to 529 and encodes 138 amino acids. NCBI's taxonomy places the organism in Eukaryota, Metazoa, Chordata, Actinopteri, Cyprinodontiformes, Rivulidae. The record is from RefSeq and is a predicted model, not a curated record. The transcript has 3 exons. Gene Ontology annotation, cellular component: endoplasmic reticulum.
AGGCUGUGAUCUGGGCUGCCCGGCGAAUCGGACGAGACUCUGCCAACUUCUCGACGACUCGGAGGUUGUUGACAAAGUGACUAAACUAUUUCCCGGACAUUCUCCUGAAGUCAUGCGGUUCUUCCUGCUCGUUGCGCUGGCGGCUCUGUCUCUGGGCCCGGCGGAGGUGAGCGGAUCGGAGAAGAAGAAGCUCCAGAUCGGCAUCAAGAAGCGGGUCGACAACUGUCCCAUCAAGUCCCGCAAGGGGGACGUGUUGAACAUGCACUACACCGGCAAGCUGGAGGACGGCACCGAGUUCGACAGCAGCAUCCCCCGGGACAGACCCUUCACCUUCACCCUGGGGACCGGGCAGGUGAUCAAAGGCUGGGACCAGGGCUUGCUGGGCAUGUGCGAGGGCGAGAAGAGGAAGCUGGUCAUCCCCUCGGAGCUGGGCUACGGAGACCGGGGAGCUCCCCCGAAGAUCCCCGGAGGAGCCACGCUCAUCUUCGAGGUGGAGCUGCUGAGCAUCGAGAGGAAAGCGGAGCUCUGACGAACAGGAAACCCAAUAAAAAACAGCUUUAAAAAACGUUCCAACAGGUGUUGCUUUUAACUGAGAUCAUGACGUUUAACCAGGAGUACGAGUAAAACCUGGAGGCUGAUCUGACUCUGCUCAACAAACUGGUCCCUUUUGAGUGAAAUUAGCUUGUUAUGAUAAAAGAACUGAUGGUUUGUUCCUGUUAAACACCAGGGCAGUCACAUUCAUCAAAUGAGUUUAUAAUAACAUCACAGCCCUUUUUAAUUUCCUGCAAUUUCUCAAUGAGUUCAUUUCGUGAUCAUUGACAUUCAGUUAGUAGAAAGUGAUGCUGGGCACAGAUUAUUAUAAUGAUUUUGUUCACUUGCAGUAUUUGAAAUAUGAUAAUAAAAUGUAGACUUUGUGGAUAA